UUCUAAUUCGAAGUGUUUUUGUAUGUUAAACCUAAACAGCGUGUAGCAGUGUUGAUCGUUUCAGCACGUUUCCCCCAUUAUAGACCACGGAUUUGUCAAUAUUUUAUUAAGAGGCUUAAUAUUAGACUAUUAUAUUAGAGAAGUAAGCAGUAUUGUUGUCAUUUCGUGCUAAGUGACAGAUUCCGAGGGUGAGGUCGUUGUGGAGGGAAACGCAAGCGUGGGGUUGAAAUAAUGUCAACUUCCAGUGAACCUUCACAAAAUGUAGAUAUUAACAAUAUAGGUAUUAUUGUUUGUCAAAGGUAGUAACAUACCAUGCAACCUAUCAAGGAUAGCUCCUUCUUAAGCUAACGUAUGUCUUGCCAAUGCAGCUAAUAUGUAGCUUUCGCUUUGCCACAAUUGAACCCUCCUCCAGGAUGAACAAAAACAUGUAAACCUCAAAAGUAUCUGACCCAGCCGUGGCUGUAGGCAAUAUGGGACUGGACUUUGAUGUAAAGACCUUCUGUCACAACCUACGGGCCACCAAGCCGCCUUAUGAGUGUCCUGUGGAGAGUUGUCGCAAGGUCUACAAGAGCUACAGUGGCAUUGAGUACCACCUUUACCGCUAUGACCACGACAACCCGCCUCCUGCGCAGACUGUGCCUCAGAAGAAACGUAAGGGACGGCCUCCUCGCGCGUCACUAGCUGGGUCAAUGGAUUUGGACGACGGUAGCGGUAAAGGAGGAGGGCAGGGGCAUGAUGGGAAUAUACCGAGUAGCCCCAAUAGGUCUGAACUUUCACAUUCCCCUAGCAGGGACACAAUGACGUAUGCCCAGGCGCAACGAAUGGUGGAGCUGGAGAUUCAAGGACGCAUUCACCGCAUCAGCAUCUUCGAGAACAUAGAUGUAGUGUCAGAGGAGGACAGUGAUGCGGAGGACGGCCCACCCUCUGUCACAGGUGGUAGUGCUGGUGGGGUGUGUAACGGUAGCGACGGUGGAGCUGGAGGCAGCGAAGUAGGAGGUAGUGGCAAAGACAGGCCCGAUAUGCCGUCAUCUAAUGGGGGCAAAGCCACGCCAAAGUCCGGGAAACAUAAAAGUAAAGAAAAGAAGAAGGAUGGCUCCUCUCAUCAGCACACCACUCAGUCGGGGCCGGCUGUCAAACUGCCGGAAGCCGUGUUUAGAGAACUGGACCAAGAGAGACCCGAUGCCCCUGAUCGGCCAUCGUCUUACUACAGGUACAUCGACAAGUCUGUAGAGGAGCUGGAUGAGGAAGUGGAGUACGACAUCGAUGAGGAGGACUACAUCUGGCUCGACAUCAUGAACGACAAACGGCGGCUUGACGGUGUCACACCUAUCCCUCAGGAGGUCUUUGAGUACCUCAUGGACCGUCUAGAAAAGGAAUCCUACUUUGAGAGCCAUAACAAAGCAGACCCCAGUACCCUCAUUGAUGAGGACGCUGUAUGCUGCAUCUGUAAUGAUGGAGAGUGUCAAAACAGCAAUGUGAUCCUCUUCUGUGACAUGUGUAACCUGGCGGUACACCAAGAGUGCUACGGAGUGCCAUACAUCCCAGAGGGCCAGUGGUUAUGUCGUCGCUGCCUGCAGUCACCAAGUCGAGCGGUGGACUGCGCUCUCUGCCCCAACAAGGGAGGAGCGUUCAAACAGACGGAUGAUGCACGCUGGGCUCACGUCGUGUGCGCCCUGUGGAUUCCAGAGGUCUGCUUUGCCAACACGGUCUUUCUGGAGCCGAUAGACAGCAUUGAGCACAUCCCUCCUGCACGCUGGAAGCUAACCUGCUACAUCUGCAAGCAGCGCGGCUCAGGCGCCUGCAUUCAGUGUCACAAAGCCAACUGUUACACCGCCUUCCAUGUCACAUGUGCACAGCAAGCUGGCCUCUACAUGAAAAUGGAGCCUGUCAGAGAGACCGGAGCAAAUGGAACCUCAUUCAGCGUUCGUAAGACGGCUUACUGUGACAUCCACACUCCCCCAGGAUCAGCCCGACCUUUGGGAGGAGUCGGCGGUGCCAGCAUAGCGUCAUCUCAAAGUGAAGGAGAACUGGAGGAGGAUGACGAGCCCAGCAUCGUCCAUGAUGAAGACUCUCGGGGAUGGAGUUCGGAGCGGGCCAAGAGGGCCAAGGCCAAGUCUAGGCUGAAGAUGAAGAGAGCUAGGAAGAUCUUGGCUGAGAGAAGAGCUGCUGCUCCAGUGGUGUCUGUGCCCUGUAUACCCCCUCAUAGGCUAAGCAAAAUCACCAGUAACUUAACAGUUCCCAGGAAAAGCCAGUUCAUGCAGCGGCUUCACAGCUACUGGACACUGAAGAGGCAAAGCCGCAAUGGUGUGCCUUUGCUACGGCGUCUUCAAACCCACCUGCAAUCACAACGACAUGCUGACCCCCUCCCACUGCAGCCUUCAGCCCAAGUUCCUGUGAGAGACACUGAAGAGAAACAAAGUGCUUUAAAGGAGCAACUGAAAGCAUGGCAGAGACUAAGACACGACUUGGAGAGAGCCAGGCUGUUGGUGGAACUCAUCCGUAAAAGAGAAAAACUCAAGAGGGAAACGAUCAAAGUGCAGCAGAUGGCGCUAGAGAUACAGCUGAUGCCCCUUCUAGUGCUUCUGAGGAGUACAUUGGAGCAGCUACAGGAAAGAGACACUAACAACUUCUUCACUGAGCCUGUGCCCCUUGCAGAGGUGCCAGACUACCUGGACCAUAUUGACACUCCCAUGGACUUCCAGACAAUGUGGAACCUUCUAGAGUCCCACCGCUACCUCACUUUUGAGGCAUUUGAGGCCGACUUUGGCCUCAUUGUCAACAACUGCCUCAAGUAUAAUGCCAAGGACACUGUUUUCUACCGUGCUGCCCUGCGGCUCAGAGAAAUGGGCGGAACGGUCAUCAGAACUGCCAGACGGCAGGCAGAGCGGAUUGGCUUUGACUACGAGACUGGCAUGCACCUCCCUCGAGAACCUAGCCCAGACACUCGACGUGAACAAGACAGGGAACGAGAGCGAAACAGAGAACGAGAGACUGACUGGCAAUUAUCGUCUAAUGAAGAUGCAGAACUCUUACCAGAGAACAGACGCCGCCUACCAUUGGAGGAGCAGUUACUUUACGUGCAGGCGCGUCUUGAGGAGGCCAACUCGGGGAAACACAGCAUCGGACAGUCUCGCAGAGCCAAAGCUAUGAGGAAGGAGCUCAGUCUCAUCAAGAGAAAACUGGCCCACCAGCGAGAGGGCUUGGGGUCUAAAGAGUCAAUAGGAGAUCGGGGUUCCCACUCCCAUCAUACAUCGUCUGCAGGACACCACGAUGAAGGGGAAGAAAGCAGCAGUCAGGAGCUUGGUGGAAAAGAUCUGAGUGUGUCCUCAUCUGUCUUGGCUCCAGAAGUGGGUCGACGAACAUCUGUUCUAUUCUCUAAGAAGAACCCAAAAAUGGCUGGACCUCCAAAGAGACCAGGCCGCCCUCCAAAAAACAGAGACACUGGCUACGCCUCGACAGGAGUAACCCCGAGCCCAAUCGGGCCCCCUCAGUUACCCAUGCUGUCCCCGAGUCGACAGAGGAAGCGUCCGCGCAGCCCCCACACCAGCUCCAGCUCUGACAGCGACAGCGACAAUGACGACCUGCUGCCAGGGUUGCCAAGUAACGGUUUUGACGGAGGGAACCAGCCCGUAACUGAAAGCUUCCGUGUAUACAGAAAUGACACCCGUCUUCCACGUUCCAGCUCAGACUCUGAGUCCACCACCAGCAGCAGCAGCAGCGCUGCCUCUGACAGGACUAGUACGACCCCCUCGAAGCAAGGCAGAGGAAAGGCGUCAUUCUCUCGCUCUGCCUUCCAAGAGGACAGCAGCGAGGAGACGUCUGGCACUGAAAACGAGUCCUACUCAGUCGGUGGGUCACGAGGAGUUUCACACUUGGUGCGUGGCCGAGCUAGGUCAGGAUGCUGGAUGACCUCAGAUGAUUAUUCAUCUUUGGAUGCUCUGGACUUGGUGUGGGCCAAGUGCAGAGGCUACCCUUCAUAUCCUGCUCUGAUCAUUGAUCCGAAAAUGCCCAGAGAAGGGGUGUUCCACCGGGGUGUCCCGAUUCCUGUCCCCCCAUUGGAUGUUCUUAAACUUGGCGAGCAAAUGACCCAGGAAGCCAGGGAGCACUUGUUCCUGGUCCUAUUUUUUGACAAUAAGAGAACCUGGCAGUGGCUACCGCGCUCUAAGUUAGUACCACUCGGGGUGGACCAGGAGCUGGACAAAGAGAAGAUGCUGGAGGGCAGGAAAUCAAAUAUUCGCAAGUCCGUACAAGUUGCUUACCACCGGGCCAUGCAGCACCGCAGCAAAGUGCAAGGAGACCCAAGCAGCGAGACCAGUGACAGUGACUAAAGAUACACAAGCACACACACUUAAUUUUAUGGUUAGUACAGUUGUGUGUGUGUGGGGGGGGGGUCACUAGAAUUCCCCACUUGAAGACGAUCCACUAUGACAGCCCCAACAAUCAGUUUAAUCUGACACGUGAAAUAAAUAUUGUAUUUAAGAGAAUAACUAAUAAUCAUGGAAACAUUGUUAGAUAUGCAGAAUUGUGAAUAAAAGUAACCCCUGGAUGUGGAUCUAAAUGUUAAUAUUAAAAAAAAAAAGAUGAGCUAAUUGUUUACAGAAAACAGCUAAUGUGAGUUGACUUAUUCACACGGAAAUGUAUGGAGUGUACAAGAAGUGCACACACUGGAAUAGCUGCCAUCACCCGAGCAUACUGUAUGUUCAUGUCUUAUCAUCCUCCUAUCCCAAAGUCCCUAACAGGCCUGGUGCUAAAUGUCCAGUCCUUUGCGGAGAACCAAGAGACUAUUGCAGCCUAAACUGUGGGUGAAAUUCCAUGUUAUUUAUUCUCCGUCUUGCUCCUUUUACAAGAUCCCCACCCAAACUGGUUUCAACACUUUCUUACUCGUCGUUUUUUUAUUUUAUUUAGUCCGUCACUUGUAAUCAUGGAUAUCACUUGUAAUCACAACGCCUCGUCUUUUUAAGCUUUUGUAAUGUGGCACAGGUCAGUGACCAAACUCCUAGUCCUUGACUGAUCGCCUUAGAACUUUUAUAUAAAUACAGAUUGCAUAAGAAUAGAAGUUUAAUAAAAAAAAUAAUAAAUGACUUUUUUA
Entelurus aequoreus (snake pipefish) is the source of this 5089-nucleotide messenger RNA. It is a transcript of the gene brpf1, whose product is annotated as bromodomain and PHD finger containing, 1. Gene Ontology annotation, biological process: regulation of transcription by RNA polymerase II. The record is from RefSeq and is a predicted model, not a curated record. Gene Ontology annotation, cellular component: MOZ/MORF histone acetyltransferase complex. NCBI's taxonomy places the organism in Eukaryota, Metazoa, Chordata, Actinopteri, Syngnathiformes, Syngnathidae. Gene Ontology annotation, molecular function: protein binding. The transcript has 16 exons. Bases 471 to 4328 code for a protein of 1285 amino acids.